GCUCACGGUGUGCAGAUAAACAUUUGUCAAUAACAACGUCCUCUCUUUGCAGCUUGCCUUAAGAAACAUUUGUGUUGACCGUGUUCUCAGUUCACUUUUUUUAUGCUAAGCUAUUGCACAAACACAUUUGAAGUUCUUGCCUCGAUCUUUCGCUGCUAGUAUCAAGCCUCUGUUGUUCUGAGUGCCACAAUUUUGUGGCUCGCGCUGUGAUCCCUCACAGAAUGGAUGGCAGGGCACAGUUAUUUAUAGCUUUUAACUAAUUCUGGCCUUAAUCGCAACAGGUGUUGUAGCCGUGUGGCCUGUUCAGCAGCCGGGACUGAUGCGCAUGCCCCUAUGCUUCUCGUUACUGCUAUAGGGAAACAGCCACACUGAGCAAUGAUUAUGGCUGAAUGAUGGAGUGGGGCUGCACUUGAAAACGAGUAUUGAUCCUAAUCUGAGGGACUAUGAUGGAAAAUCGGAUCUUCAUGUGGGGAUCACCAGUACUGCAGGUAUGGUGUACAACUACAGAGAAAGUGGAGUGUGCCAGGAUACAAGUGGCUGGGAGCAGGCAGUCAGUGUGGCCCUGGUGCAGCCUGAUAUGUACAGUCUAAUUGACCAGUGGGACCACUACCUGGAGCACUUCUCACAGGCAGACACGUGGGACCCAAAAAGGUACAAUGAGAAUGAUCACAACUGUUACACUUUUGCGCUGACAUUUAUAAACUGUGUGCUGAUCACUCAGGGCAGUCGGCAAUUGAGUAAGAAUGAAUUCACCGAGAGAUUUGUGCUGCCCAGAACAAAGCGAGCCUCUAAAUACAUCACACUAUACCAGGAAAUCUCUGAAAAUCACUUUUACAUUGUUGACACAGCACAAGACCAUACGGAGAAUGACAAUGUGUAACUUGGAUUUGUCAUGUGCCUGUUGUGCAUUUAUGUAAGAGUGAGCCGCUUUGCUUUCAUUGUAUUGAUUAUGGAUGAAAUUUGGCGUGUGUAUAAGUUGACUUCAACCAGAAUAAGAUGUGUGCAAGUUUGGGUAA
Messenger RNA from Polypterus senegalus (gray bichir), 1016 nucleotides. Its product is annotated as MKRN2 opposite strand protein-like. Bases 491 to 880 code for a protein of 129 amino acids. Lineage: Eukaryota; Metazoa; Chordata; Cladistia; Polypteriformes; Polypteridae. The record is from RefSeq and is a predicted model, not a curated record. The transcript has 4 exons.